Parasteatoda tepidariorum (common house spider) is the source of this 2231-nucleotide messenger RNA. Its product is annotated as prenylcysteine oxidase 1. Gene Ontology annotation, biological process: prenylcysteine catabolic process; prenylated protein catabolic process. NCBI's taxonomy places the organism in Eukaryota, Metazoa, Arthropoda, Arachnida, Araneae, Theridiidae. The record is from RefSeq and is a predicted model, not a curated record. Gene Ontology annotation, molecular function: prenylcysteine oxidase activity.
AUACUGGCAUUACAAUGAAAAAAAUGACCAAUGAAAAGCUGGAAUUUCGAGCUGAAAUUUAAAAAUGCGAAAAUUAAUUUUCUUGAUCUAGUUCAGCUUUGAAGAAGUAAUCAAUCGAACAAUAAAUAAAUAAACAAACGACUGUCAGAACACUGAUUAGAAAGUUUCAAUUUUUCGAUCUAAUUUUAAAGUCCAUUUCAUGAUAUUGGACCGCUGAUUUUUUUAAAUCAAAACAAAAAUUGCCUAACAAUGAUUUUUAGAAUCAUUGAAUUCUUUUUUAUGCUUUCUUGUUUUACGUUGACGACGGUUUAUGGACGUUCGCCUCCGAAAAUCGCUAUUGUCGGAGGUGGUAUCGGAGGAACUUCAUGUGCCCAUUUUUUGAACGAAUUGUUUGGAGGAAAAGCUGACAUAACUUUAUAUGAGCGAGAUCUGAUUGGAGGGAGACUUAAUUUAGUUGAUGUUGAUAGAAAUAAAUAUGAAGCUGGAGGAGCCGUUAUACAUUUAAGAAAUGAAUAUAUGUUGAAAUUUGCUGAUAAAUUAGGUCUUGGUAUUAAAAAACCAGAGUCUAGUAUUAAAUUUGGAGUAUAUGAUGGAGAAAAAUUUGUUAUUGAGGAGAGUGACUGGUACAUUAUUUCAGUUAUUAAAUUCUUAUGGAGAUAUGGUUUUUCGACUAUUAAACUUUGGAAAGAUGUCAAGUGGAUGUUAGAUGAAUUUAGUAGGAUAUAUGAUUUACAAAAAGCAAAUUAUUCCUUCACAACUGUGAAUGGUCUGCUUGAUUCCAUGAAUAAAAAUUUUAAAAACAUGACGCAAGUGUCUCUUGCUGGACAUCUUGGAAAGCAUUAUUCUAAAGCAUUUUUAGAUGAAUUGGUGCAAUCUGUAAUGAUGGUGAAUUAUGGACAAACAAAUAAUAUUAGUGCUUUUGCAGGAUUUGUGUCACUAGCAGGAGCCGAUAGUAAUUUGUGGAGUAUUGACGGUGGCAACAAGCGUGUUCCCGAAGGUCUCCUAAGACUAUCUAAAGCUAAGCUUGUGAAUGGAGAUGUUACAGAGAUUAUUUUAUUAAAAGAUGGCUCAUAUAAUUUAAAGUACGUAGAACCGAGUGGAAGUGUAUCAGGCGUCGAGUACGAUAUUGUUAUAAUUGCAAAUCCACUUAUUAAAGGACUCACAAACAUAAAAUUUACACAUUUUAAAAAGAGUUUCCAGCAGUUUGAAACCAAAUUCCACAGAACUGUCGCAACAUUUGUUAAAGGUUUUAUAAACCCUGCUGCCUUUAAUGCGGAUAAAGUGCCUAAUGAAAUCCUUACCUGUCAGCCUCAUCUUCUAUUUAAUAGCAUUGGUAAAGUUACUCCUGUUAGUACUUUGGAGAAAAAUAUCACUACGAAUGUGUAUAAAGUAUUCAGUGCAGAACCUCUUACACCAAAAACGAUUCACCGUCUUUUUAACGAUGUUGAGAUGAUCAAGGAAAGAGAUUGGUUGGCGUAUCCACAUUAUGAACCACCAGAGAAUGUUCCUCCCUUUUUGCUUUAUCCUGGUUUAUAUUAUAUUAAUGCUAUAGAACUUUCAGCUAGUGCUAUGGAAAUGAGUGCUAUUGGGGCCAAAAAUGUUGCUUUGUUAUCUUAUAAUUUAUGGAAUAAUUUAAUGAACAAGGUGGACCAUCAUAGUCGAAUUUAUAAAGAUGAACUGUGAAAUAAUUCUUCAAAUUAAUUUCCAUGUGAUAUUCACUAUAAUUUUUCAUGUAGUUGAUUAGAUAAGAAUUGAGAUUUAAAUGCCUGGUUCUUGUCCCUUGGUGAUAAAAGUAAAAAUAUUUUUUUAGCUAAUAUCUAAUUUAUAAUCUAAUUAGUAUACCAAGCUAAAAUGGAGUUCAUGAAUAGUACAAUUCAGUUGUGAUAUAUUUGCUGUUAAUAGAUAAAUAAUUUAUCAUAAUAUUUAUGUUAUUCUAUUAUUUGAGCGUGUGACAUGACAUUUUUUCUUUUUUUCAAAAUUAAAAAUUUUAAGCUGGUAAUAAGUUGUUCUGCUGUCAGAGUUGUGCUAAAAAUUUUAUAGUAGCAUUGAAAGGUAAUUAGUUCUUUCAUAAUAGACCUAAAGUUUCAUGUUUUUGAGUCAAAAACGUAAAUUUACUUUUUUUUAAAGCAUGAACAUAAAAUAAAUUUAAAUUUAUAAAAAUAAUGUAAUUAAAAAUAUGUACUAAAUAUUUUGAAGUAGCAUUAAAAGGUAUUUAGUUCUUUCAUAAUAGA